UAGCUCAUAAAAUAUCAAUAUUGUAUUCUACAUUUUUUUAGUCCAAUUUAAAAUUUCACCAAUACUUAUAAAAAAAAUAUGCGCAAAAAAGUAAAUUAGUAUAAUUAUAUAAAUUGCCUAGUUCUAUUCAAAAGAUAUUUUAACAAACAACAAAUAUACCAUGUCAGAUGAUUCAUCUUCUGAAGAUGAAAUUACAAAACGAAUACUUCAAGAUUCGAUUGACAAUGAUUUGUUAACAAAUGAUAUGUAUACCAGCAACUCAAAAAAACAGAAAAUCAAAAACACAACGGACAAAACUGUUUCUGCCGUACAAUUCAAACCAUCCCUAAGGCACAUUAUUGAGGACGAAGGACAUGACUAUAAUUUCAUUAAAGUGACACCUGAAUUUCAAAACUUUGUUGCCAAACAUCUCUUCAAACAUUUAGAAAGCGAAAUUGUAGAGAAAAAACAUAAAAAAAAAAAAACUUGCUCGGCGGAAAACAUACAAAAAGGAAUACACUUAUUCAAAGGUUCGGCAACGUUGAUCGACAAUGUGACUUUUCAACCAACGUUGAGAACACAUAGAAAAAAAGCACAACAACACAGAGAUGAUGAAAGACUUAUACUUGAACGCGCAUCCGAAGUGGCCGUUUCGACUGAGCAAGUAUUGAACCGAGAAGAGGUCAAACACUGGGCAAAAGUGACUAAAGGAAAAGUCAUGCAAGUCCGACCAAACGGCGAAGGUACUUUUGACGUUAUUAGUGAUGAUUUUUAAAAUUAAACUUAAUGUAAAAUAAGCUGUAAAAACCGUGACCUAUAUAUACUUACAAUGAAUUGUCGAUGGUUUGUAUAAAUAAUAAUACAAAUUUAGUAAUCGGUAAUUUAUGUAAAUUGUGUUUUUUUCUUAUUCCGUUUUAAUCUGAUUGUAAAUGUAUUAUUAUGGAAAUCGCAUACUAAACAAUUGUGUAUGAACUUA
Adelges cooleyi (spruce gall adelgid) is the source of this 955-nucleotide messenger RNA. RefSeq names its product protein CUSTOS-like. Gene Ontology annotation, biological process: Wnt signaling pathway. Lineage: Eukaryota; Metazoa; Arthropoda; Insecta; Hemiptera; Adelgidae. The transcript is spliced from 4 exons. The record is from RefSeq and is a predicted model, not a curated record. The coding region runs from base 161 to 754 and encodes 197 amino acids.